AUGGGUUUCAGUAACAGUCAAAUCACCUUCUACUGCAUGAUCUGCACCUUCCUCUUCCUCCUCCGCACCCCCUCCUCUUCCGCCCUCAUCUCCUCCUCCUCAUCCACCUCCGCAUCACCAAAACCCCACGAAAUCCAACCCCAAACCCCAACAGCCGCCAUACCCACGGCCGCCGCAGUGUUCUACAUCAAGAACACGCCGCCGUUUGAAAUGGACAAACAAGAACCGAUCAAGAAGAACAGAAAGAUGAGGCACAAGAGGAACAUGAAUAAGAAGAGAAAGAAGACGACGACCAAGAAAGACUUCAAAACGGCGCCGUUCUCGGUGAUGCUGCCCAAGGGUUUCGUCCCGCCCUCCGGUUCGUCGCCUUGCCACAAUGCGUACCCCAACUCCGUCGCUUUCUUCUGCGACCUCGCUCCCACUGCUGCAAAACCCUAA
Pyrus x bretschneideri (Chinese white pear) is the source of this 438-nucleotide messenger RNA. RefSeq lists its product as uncharacterized. Lineage: Eukaryota; Viridiplantae; Streptophyta; Magnoliopsida; Rosales; Rosaceae. The record is from RefSeq and is a predicted model, not a curated record. The transcript has a single exon. The coding region runs from base 1 to 438 and encodes 145 amino acids.